Molecule: messenger RNA, 1546 nt
Organism: Nematostella vectensis (starlet sea anemone)
Lineage: Eukaryota; Metazoa; Cnidaria; Anthozoa; Actiniaria; Edwardsiidae
Product: F-box/WD repeat-containing protein 7
Exons: 2
Coding region: 71-1435 (454 amino acids)
Molecular function (GO): protein binding
Source: RefSeq, a predicted model, not a curated record
GCUGAGGUUUAUGCGACUGCGAUACAAACGGGCUUCCUGUGGAUGAAAGCGGAAAAAGCGGAAAACUAACAUGAGUUAUUCUACUUUGCCUCUCGAUGAAUUGGUCCUUGUUUUCGGCUUUCUCCAUCCCAAAGAUCUUGUAAAUGCCGCCCAGGUGUGCAAAUUGUGGAGGGAGGCAGCGGGUGUUAGCAGCCUGUGGAAAAAACACUGCCUUCGCAAAUGGAUGUUUUGUAAUUUAAGCAACAUCGAACCAGGGCAUCUUACCUGGCAACUAUACUACCAAGCGAGAUACAAAGUAGACACAGGGGUAUCCAAGGGAAGGCCAGGUCUUGACUACACCUGCAAGACCUUGAGAGGACAUCCUAGCAAAAUUAAUGAUGUUGUUUAUGUUACAAGUAACAGCAUAUAUGAUGAAGGAAUCAUAGACAAAGCUGCUCAUCCUGUAGUUGCUAGUUGUGACCUGGAUGGGAUGGUUUGCCUGUGGAAUCCUCACAAUGGAAAGCAGCUCUGGAAAAAUGCUGAGCAACACAACUCUUCCAUCUUAUGCCUUGCAGCUGUCAAGCCAAAUGGCAGUUUUGCCAGUGGGGAUUCCAAUGGUAAUGUUGUCCUGUGGGAAAUUGAGUCUGGAGAGAGUAACAAGCUACCAGAGUCACAUAACAGUCCAAUUGUUGCAAUGGUGUGUGGUGAAGCCAGGAAAAGCAGUGAAGAAAAAAAGCUCUUCUUUGUUGGAGCUCGCAAUGGGGAGGUCAAACUUUUGGAUGUUCAUGACUCUUUCAAGUUGCACACUACUCUUGAGUGCCCUGUCGAUGUCCUCGACUCGUUGCUUUUGUACGCAAGUCACCGGCUGGUUGUCUCUGGUCAUCGUUUUGACUCACCUUCAAAUGUUAGAGUGUAUGAUAUUAGGCAACUUGAGAGGCAUGGUAGGGAGCUUUAUGUGCUGCCGUCCCCUCCCGAUGCUUCCUGUACAUGCUUCUGUGCUGCCCCAAGCCAAAGCAACUUUCUUGCAGUUGGGUACAGUGAUGGGAAUGUCAAGCUGUGGGACACAUCAAAUGGGCGGGAGGUUCACAACUUCUCUGCUCACAUGGGCUCCGUGACAGGUCUAACUGCUGUUGGGAAUACCUUGGUGAGCAUUGGUCAGGAUUUGAAGACUUGUGUGUGGUCAGUCUCUCGGUUAGAACUUUUAACUUCCUACUUGGACCACAAUAGUGAGAUAACUAGUGUUUAUGGUGAUGCAUUCAAGGUUGUGACAUGCUCUAGAGAUUACUCUAUCCGAGUGUACGGGUGGGGGGAAGCAAGAGCACUUGACAGCAAAUACACCCUGUUAGGCGGAUCAUUACAAAGAGCUGGGCAGGGUUUUGACAAGGUCAUUUGCGACUACACUACCUGCAUAGGAAUGGCAAAUAAUGUUCUGAAGGCCUACUCAUUCCAGGCCUAAUAUGUACCAUAGAGGCAUCCCAAGGGGGGGGGGAGGGAGAGGGACAUUACUCAAGGUACUUGAUUAUUAGAUCAGCAAUGAACGCCUUGUAUUGUUUAAUACGUGGUUCAA